Molecule: messenger RNA, 600 nt
Organism: Drepanopeziza brunnea f. sp. 'multigermtubi' MB_m1
Lineage: Eukaryota; Fungi; Ascomycota; Leotiomycetes; Helotiales; Drepanopezizaceae
Source: RefSeq, a predicted model, not a curated record
AUGCAAUUUCGGCUCUCUAGACUCUCGAUCUCUCUUUCUACCGCAGGAGAAAGAAAGAAAGAAGAAGAGCUGACGGUGCGGAAAGGGCAGGCACCUCGUACAGAAGAGGGUCGGAGGACCGCUCGAGUGACCCCCUCCCUACCUGCCUUUGAGGAGCUAACGAACCCCCCCCUUCCCCCUUCCCCAAAUACAGUUCCAGAACCAGCCGGCUGGCCCGCUCAACCAGGGGACUGGCACUGCGCCCUCACCGCGGACAGCCGCAAGCUCGAGCGCAUCGGCAAGGCAUGGAUCAAGUACACCUGGAUCCGCGAGAAGGACGACGAGAUCGAGCUGUUCAACCUGAUCGGCGACGAGGAGCGCAUCGUGGAGUACCUGGGGACCUUGGUGGCCGAGCCGGAGAGGGCGCUGCGCUUCUCCGACGUCGGCGCCCGGGAGGAGCUGCAGAUGCUGAUCCCGACGGCGGUGGUCAACGGCGGCGAUCUGGACCUGUGGGCUGUCUGCUUCGAGACGGAGGCGGAGCUGAGGGCCUUCUCGGACGAGGUCGUGGAUUGGGAGGCUUGGGGUGAUAUUCAAGGGGAGCCUCAGCACGGUUAUUCUUAG